AUGACGUGGCGUGAGGAGCUACGCAGUCGGCAGUUCUGGCGUGCCAUGCUGGCAGAACUGCUCGGCACCCUGGUGUUUGUGAGCGCCGUGCUGGGGGCCUCUGUGCCAGGCCCUGGUGAGGCCCCCGGGGGACCCCUGUACCCAGCCGUGGCAGUGGGUGCGGUGAUUGUUUCACUGGGCCACUGUUUUGGAGUGAUCAGCGGGGCACAGGUGAACCCAGCAGUCACUCUGACUAUGUUGGCUACACGCAAGCUGGAUGUUCUCAGGGCACUUGCGUAUGUUGGUGCCCAGUGUCUGGGGGCCUCUCUGGGGGCCGGGGCCCUCUACCUGGCCCUGCCACUGAAAUCCACCGCAGACUACUUUGUCAACAAGGUGCCUAUAGAGCUGAACGCGGCCCAGGCUCUGGGGAUCGAGGUUUUGUGCACCUUCCAGAUGGUCUUCACUGUGUUUUCAGUGGAGGAGCAGCGACGGAGGGAGAGCACAGAGCCAGGAAACCUAGCCAUCGGAUUCGCCCACAUUGCUGGUGUCCUAAUAGGGGCACGGUUCUCUGGUGCAAGUAUGAACCCUGCACGCUCUCUGGGCCCAGCCAUCAUCACUGGCUUCUGGGAAAACCACUGGGUUUACUGGAUAGGACCCGUGACAGGCGCCAUGCUGGCCGGCAUGUCCCAUGAGUUCAUCUUUGCGCGCAGUGCGUCCCGGCAGAAGCUGGUGGCGUGCCUGACCUGUAAGGAUAUUGAGAUCGUCGAGACAGCCAGUGUGUCCCGAUCAUCGAUCUCCACCGUCACUCAGAAUGCCACGAGAGCCAAGCAGGCCAACAAACAGGAGAACAACUGA
Messenger RNA from Myripristis murdjan (pinecone soldierfish), 834 nucleotides. RefSeq names its product aquaporin-4. Gene Ontology annotation, molecular function: water channel activity. The transcript is spliced from 6 exons. Gene Ontology annotation, cellular component: plasma membrane. Lineage: Eukaryota; Metazoa; Chordata; Actinopteri; Holocentriformes; Holocentridae. Gene Ontology annotation, biological process: transmembrane transport; water transport. The coding region runs from base 1 to 834 and encodes 277 amino acids. The record is from RefSeq and is a predicted model, not a curated record.